GUAGCAUUGGGGUUUUUUUUAAAUACAUUUCUCCGUUUUUAAUUGGUUAAAAUCCACUUGUGUGUAAAUAUGGGCGUUCAGGAUUUGUGGUCUAUCGUGGAGCCGGUUCGUGAGUCGGUGCCUCUGUACAGUUUGAGCGGAAAGACGCUGGCAGUCGACCUGAGUUUGUGGGUGUGCGAAGCCCAGCACGUCCAAGCAAUGAUGGGGAGAGUCACGAAGCCCCAUCUGAGGAAUUUAUUUUUCAGGUUAUCGUCCCUCACACUGAUGGGGGUGAAGCUCGUGUUUGUUAUGGAAGGAGAGGCUCCAAAAAUUAAAGCAGAAACCAUGAACAAGAGAACAGAAACAAGAUAUGGAGGCUUCAAGAAAAGCACUGCUCCGAAGUUUGCAACUGGCACCAGCAGGGGGCGCUUUAAAGCCGUGCUGAGAGAGUGUGCAGAGAUGUUGGACUACCUGGGUGUACCGUGGGUGACAGCUGCUGGAGAGGCUGAGGCCAUGUGUGCCUACCUCUCACAAGGCCUGGUGGACGGCUGCAUCACUAACGAUGGAGACGCUUUCUUGUAUGGAGCCCGUACUGUGUACAGGAACUUCAACAUGAACAGUAAAGACCCUCAGGUGGACUGUUACCAGACUUCUCGAGUGCAGACAGACUUAAAUCUGUCCAGAGAGAAUCUUGUCGGUCUGGCCAUUCUCCUUGGCUGUGAUUAUAUUCCCAAGGGCAUACCAGGUGUUGGCAAAGAGCAGGCUCUGAGGCUCAUUCAGACGCUGAAAGGACAAACACUCCUACAGAGGUUCAUCCAGUGGAAUGAAGAGACCACAGAAGUGUGUGAAGGAGGUGUAAAGAAGGUUCCUCACUGCAACUUGUGUCGACAUCCUGGAUCAGCUAAGACUCACGAGUCCCGCGGAUGUGUGCUCUGCGGCAGUAAUCGCUUCUGUCAGCCUCAGGAUUUCGAUUACCAGUGUCCGUGUGACUGGCACCGCUACGAACAGACUCGCCAGGCCUUGACUUUUGAGGCAAACAUCAGGAGGAAAACACUGGCGAGUCAGCAUUUCCCUUUCACUGAGAUCAUUCGUGAGUUUCUGGUUUCCAAAGAUCAGCCUGUGUCACAUUUUAAGAGGAGGAAGCCGAAUAUGCUGCUGAUCCAGAAAUUCGCCUAUGAUAAGAUGGAGUGGCCGAAGCACUACACCAGCGAAAAGGUGCUAGUGUUGAUGACCUACGCUGAGCUGAUGAACCGAAACUAUGGAACAGACAUGUCCUGCCAAGUUGAGCCCAUCCGAAUAUUUAAACCAAGAGUGAGGAAUGGCGUUGCUUGCUUUGAAGUCAUCUGGAGAACACCAGAACAUUUUGUGUUUCCUGAGGAUCGGCCUGCAGAGGAACAGCGUGAGGUGAGGACGGUGGAGGAGGAGUCUCUGUUUCGUGUGGCCUACCCUGAGCUGGUGGAGACCUACCUCAGACACAAAGCUCUGGCUGAAGAGAACAAGACAAAGAAAAAGAAGCCAAAAAGUAAAAAGGAGAAGCCCUCGGAUGGUUUAUCAGACCUCUUGGCUCAGAUGACUCUUCAGAGUUCCUCUUCAUCGAAUUCUAUGACUCAACAGCCAAAGCUGCUCCCUACGUUGGCAAGCACAGAUGAACCAGAGGUGGUGAUUUUGGACACACUGGUGAGCCAUAAGCAGAAUGAAAGAGGAAAAGAUGAUCACUCCAGCCUGAAUGAUUGCCCCAAUACUCCUCUGUCUCGUGCUGACUCUGAGCCAGUUGCUUCACCUUCUGUCUCUGCUGUAAUCGAAGCGCUACACCUGAGUGAUAUCGACUGGGAUGCUUUGUCCUUCACAUCUUCUCCAUCCCAACAAGCAGCUACCAGCCACUCCACUGGUCCAGAGCUAAAUAAAACCACAGACAGUGAAACAGAGAGUCAAAAAACAGAGCAGAAAAUCUCACCUGAUGUCAAACCAGUAGACUCCAGAUCUGCUCCAGAGCUCGGUUACUCAGAGUGUCCUCUAAGGGAGCGGGUGCUCAUGAAGAAUACGGCCAAAAUCGUGAAUCAGGUAUGCGAUGAUGCAGUCAAGUCAAAACCCAGUGGACACAUUUCCAGUGAGGUUAGCAAAGAAUCUGCUGUUAAGAAAAAUGAAGCACGUGCAGAAAAAACCCAGAUAGAAAAGCCAGCUGCCCAGGCUCAAAGUAAAGCCAAAGACACAUUUAACGACUCCAAAAAGCCGCCACACAAAUAUAAAUUUGUCAGGACAGCUAUUCAGUCAUUGGUUGUCCCACCACAGAGGUGCCACUCUAACCCAGGUACAAGUGACAAGAAGGACGAGAGCAUGCCACAGACCACCAAAAAGAGUGUGUGUAUGAGCGUUCGUUCAUCCAGCGAGGACAGCGACGUGGAGAACCAGAAGUGUGGACCUCAAAGACGGACAAAAACAAAACCUAAACACAAACUCAAAGGCAGCUUUGUUUCAGACUUCCCUCUGAAACCAGUUGCUUCACACGCAGCGACCCAACCAACUGCAAAACCCGCUCGGAGCCUUCAUUUAGCAAGACAAAAACCUCAGAGCAAACAUUUUGAAAAUAACAGCACACCUGUAUCAACUGAAAACAACUGCCAGGAUGUCCCAGCAGCUGAUGUGGGUGCCAACGUGUUUCUUCCCACUCCAGCCUCACCCAUCACCGUGUCAGAGAGCGACGACUCUGUGAUUUGUAGCGAGAGUCCGCUGCCACUGGCAGAGAGACUGAGGCUGAAAUUUCGGAAGUAAUCAGUGUGGUUACACGACAAAGGACAAAAACAUGUAAGCUGUUGCUCUUUUAACACUGAAGGUUUAGUCUGGACUUUGA
This is a messenger RNA of Pelmatolapia mariae (spotted tilapia), 2827 nucleotides long. RefSeq names its product flap endonuclease GEN homolog 1 (gene gen1). NCBI's taxonomy places the organism in Eukaryota, Metazoa, Chordata, Actinopteri, Cichliformes, Cichlidae. Gene Ontology annotation, molecular function: four-way junction DNA binding; 5'-flap endonuclease activity. The transcript has 13 exons. The record is from RefSeq and is a predicted model, not a curated record. Bases 70 to 2748 code for a protein of 892 amino acids.